AUGACUACUGAAGAGAUGACGCUCGCAGAGAUGAAAGCAGCCUACGAAAAGGCCCAAGCAGAGCUGGCCCAAGAAAGGGCCUCCAUUGAAAACCUCCAGAAGGAGCUCGACUCUGUGAAAAGUACCAAGCAUCAGUCACGUUACAAGCCAGGUGCAAAACCGAAGAAGUUGAUAUUCGAGAUGACUGACGACUCCGAGGACCUGUCCGACGGCGAAGAGCCACAUGGAGAAGAAGAUGAAGCAACACUGGACCCCGUAACCAAGCGCCUGAAUAAGAUGGAAACUCACAUGAAGAAGCAAUGCUCGCUGAUGCUGAAACUGAUGACCAAGCUGCCAGGGGCACUAACGCCUGUGGAAACCGAACCGACCGACGGGUAUGCAGCGUCGCCAUUCUGUGAAGCGAUCGCCAGGGUGACGGUCCCACACAAGCUCCGACUCCCUACCUGGACCACCUUGUACAACGGAACGUCCGAUCCAUACAGACACGUCAACGUCUACAAGCAGCGAAUGUGGCAGAUCGGCAUCCCCUACGACCUGGUCGAGCCCGUCAUGUGCAAAUCAUUCGGAGGAACCCUUGACGGAGCGGCUCUGGAGUGGCUCAUGAACAUAACACCUGGAUCCAUCUACUGCCUGUCCGACCUCAUCAACGCCUUCUGCCAGCAGUCGCCAGCAGUCGCCAGUUGGAGAAACAGACGAGUGACCUCUAUCGCCAUCGAAGCAUUCAAGAGAGGUCUCAUCCCCAACUCGGAGUUGUACCGGGAGAUAACCAAGUAUCCCUGCGCAACCUUCGAGGAGGUCAGAUCGAGAGCCACUGCCCAGAUGCGGAUCGAAGACGAUGAGAUUACACGAAUGGCUUCUCAGCGACCAACAGGGGCAGCAGCGACAGGAGGUCGUACACCCCGAGGAGCAACAACUGGAGACACCAGCCGUACAACCGCCAGAACCAGGAAUGAACGGGUCGUUUAUCCCCCCAUCUCCGACUAUGGCUUCAACGUCGACAUCGGAGGCGUGGUGAACGCCCUUCAAAAUGUAGGUGGUACCGUUAGAUGGCUUAAGAGGAGCGACAUACCAGACUCCAUAAAAGACAUGAGCAAGUGGUGCGACUUCCACCGCGACAAUGGCCACACAACCGAGGAGUGCAUCUCCCUCAAAAAGGAGGUAGCUUAUCUAUUAAAAAGGGGCCACCUGAAGGAGCUGCUGAGCGACAAAGGGAAGGAGACGUACAACAAGGACAACAACCCCCAGCCUAGCCCAGCACCAGGCGGCGACCGACCCGCCCCGCCCACGUUCAAAAAAGUGGUAAAUGUUAUCUCUGGUGGUUCAGAUAUAUGUUGA
This is a messenger RNA of Spinacia oleracea (spinach), 1335 nucleotides long. RefSeq lists its product as uncharacterized. NCBI's taxonomy places the organism in Eukaryota, Viridiplantae, Streptophyta, Magnoliopsida, Caryophyllales, Amaranthaceae. The transcript is spliced from 3 exons. The record is from RefSeq and is a predicted model, not a curated record. Bases 1 to 1335 code for a protein of 444 amino acids.